AUGUCUCUCCGGCUUUCCAGCGGAUCCAGAAGGCCCUGUCCCCGACCCACCACAGGAUCGCUCAGGCUCUCCAGUGGGGGAGCCAGCUUUGGGGCUGGAAAUGCUUGCGGCAUACCUGGACUUGGAAGUGGCUUCUCUUGCGCCUUUGGUGGCAGCUCAUCGGGAGGAAAUGUGGGAGGAAGCAAUUCCUGCGCCAGCUUUACUCUGAACGAAGGGGGCCUCCUUUCUGGUAAUGAGAAGGUGACCAUGCAGAACCUCAAUGACCGCCUGGCGUCCUACCUGGACAAUGUGCGUGCUCUGGAGGAGGCAAAUGCAGACCUAGAGCAGAAGAUCAAGGGGUGGUAUGAGAAAUAUGGCCCUGGUUCCUGCCGUGGUCUUGAUCACGACUAUAGUAGGUAUUUCCCAAUAAUCGAAGAUCUUAAAAAUCAGAUCAUCACCUCCACCACCAGCAAUGCUAGUGCUGUUGUACAGAUCGACAAUGCCAGGCUGACAGCUGAUGAUUUCAGACUCAAGUAUGAAAACGAGCUGGCUCUUCACCAGAGUGUAGAGGCUGAUGUCAACGGGUUGCGCAGAGUUCUGGAUGAAAUAACCCUGUGCAGAACAGACCUGGAGAUUCAGUAUGAAACCCUGAGUGAGGAGAUGACUUACCUCAAAAAGAACCAUAAAGAGGAAAUGAAAGUUCUGCGGUGCGCCGCUGGAGGCAACGUGAACGUGGAGAUGAACGCGGCCCCGGGGGUGGACCUCACCGUCCUGCUGAACAAUAUGCGCGCUGAGUACGAAGACCUUGCAGAGCAGAACCGCAGGGAUGCCGAAGCCUGGUUCAAUGAAAAGAGUGCUUCGCUGCAACAGCAAAUCUCUGAGGAUGUUGGGGCCACAACCUCAGCCAGGAGUGAGCUGACAGAAAUGAAGCGCACUCUUCAAACGUUGGAAAUUGAACUGCAGUCUCUCUUAGCCACGAAGCACUCCCUGGAGUGUUCCUUGACAGAGACAGAAGGCAACUACUGUGCGCAGCUCGCACAGAUCCAGGCUCAGAUCGGGGCCCUGGAAGAGCAGCUGCAUCAGGUCAGAACCGAGACGGAGGGUCAGAAACUCGAAUAUGAGCAGCUCCUCGACAUCAAGGUCCAUCUGGAGAAGGAGAUCGAGACCUACUGUCUCCUAAUAGAUGGAGAUGAUGGGGCUUGCAAGUCUGGAGCUUUCAAGUCUAAAGAUUAUGGUUCUGGAAAUGUGGGAAAUCAAGGGAAAGAUCCAACCAAAGCCUUAGCGGUUAAGAAAGUUCUUGAGGAGGUCGACCAACGCAGCAAGAUACUUACCACCAGGCUCCACUCCCUGGAAGAGAAAUCUCAGAACAAUUAAUUUGAGACACAACAGAGGACAUACUCCAAAUGCCCUCAGA
Molecule: messenger RNA, 1393 nt
Organism: Loxodonta africana (African savanna elephant)
Lineage: Eukaryota; Metazoa; Chordata; Mammalia; Proboscidea; Elephantidae
Gene: KRT25
Product: keratin 25
Exons: 8
Coding region: 1-1353 (450 amino acids)
Biological process (GO): epithelial cell differentiation; hair follicle morphogenesis; intermediate filament organization
Cellular component (GO): cytoskeleton
Molecular function (GO): structural molecule activity
Source: RefSeq, a predicted model, not a curated record